Lepisosteus oculatus (spotted gar) is the source of this 3123-nucleotide messenger RNA. Lineage: Eukaryota; Metazoa; Chordata; Actinopteri; Semionotiformes; Lepisosteidae. The record is from RefSeq and is a predicted model, not a curated record.
AAAACAGGCCCUUCCCACAGCGGGCAGGCUGUGAGUGUGUGGGGCCGCGUCAGCCAGCACACACGGGCAGGGGGAAGAGUCCAGUCGAAGCUAAGACCUCUCUGGAUGUGCCCGUUUCACUGCUGCUCACCAAGCUCUGGGCUUUAGUGUCUAAUUGAACAGCUUUCGUCAGCACACUAUAUACACUGAACUAUAUCAUGUUAAACACUUCUGAAUGCCGUUUGUUUUGCUGCAGUUUUUAUUACUUUACUUUGUUGCGUUGCAUUUUGUUAGACAGCGCUGUUAUGUUGUGAGGUACCACACACCGCGUUGCAAUACACACUGCAGCGUGUUGUUGUUAUUAUUUCCUCCAGACGCGCUCCCGCGAGUCCAAGCUUCUGCGUCACUGCGCUAGCGCACCCGUGAGCAUGCGCAGUCGGCGGCUUUCCACCCGGCCACUAUCAAUCGAUCAGAGAGCAGAAGAUGGCGGCGGAUCGAGUCUGAGGAGAGAGAUCGAUCACAGAACCACUCGAUCGACCGGGACGAACGUAUCGUCGAAAAAUCGUCACACGGCUGCUCCUGAGCUCCUGGGGAAGACGGGGGUCCCCGAGACGGGACUCUAACAGCAGGAAUAAACCUUUACCUGCUCCUUGGAGGCCUGCGCAUGCUGACACAGCUGCCCACUCGGACCGCCUCAUCGCACUCAGAUGUUGUCCCCGUCUGCCCUGCCCAUAGCGUGCGCUCCAGUUGGAGAGACGAUGGACUUCCCCUGGCACAGCGGCAAGGUGCUGGAGCAGUUUAACCAGCAGAGGCAGCUGGGCCUGCUGUGUGACUGCACCUUCGUGGUGGACGGAGUGGACUUCAAGGCCCACAAGGCUCUGCUUGCGGCCUGCAGCGUCUACUUCCGCAUGCUGUUCCUGGACCAGAAGGACGUGGUUCACUUGGACAUCAGCAAUGCAGCAGGUCUGGGUUUCCAGAGGCCUCUCCCACUGCUGCCCGCGUCAGUACCUGUGCUGAAUGCUGUAUCAUCACCGUCCACGUCUCGUGGUCGUCAGUGCUCGGGGAGUAUGGCUGCCCUGUGUUGGGUGAGCAGGAGGUCGUGUGCUGCCAGUCCAGCACGUCUCAAAAAGCUGUGUGAGGAUUUACAUUGUCGAGUCACAGAGCUGGAAUAUCCCUGUCUGUGUGCGGCAGAGCCAGAAUCGGGAGACAGGGCGCAGCUGAAGGAGGAAGAGGAGGAGGUGGGGGAGGAGGAGGAGGAGGACGAGGACGAGGAGGAGGAGGAGGAGGAGGACGAGGACACUGGGGAGAUGGAGGGCGCAGAGGAAGAUGGGGGCCAGGCGGAGGACAGCGGCUCGGAUGGCAGGCAGCCGCGCUCCGGCACCUUCGGCGACCGCAGCGAAUCCCGCGCCUACGGCUCUGUCACACACAAGUGCGAGGACUGCGGGAAGAAGUUCACCCACACGGGGAAUUUCAAGAGACACAUCCGCAUCCACACCGGGGAGAAGCCCUUCUCCUGCCGCGACUGCCACAAGGCCUUCUCCGAUCCCGCCGCCUGCAAGGCCCACGAGAAGACGCACAGCCCAGUGAAGCCCUACAGCUGCUCGGCCUGUGGGAAGAGCUACCGACUGGUCAGCCUGCUGAACCUGCACCGCAAGCGGCACACGGGGGAGGCGCGCUACAGCUGCGAGGAGUGCGGCAAGCUGUUCACCACCUCCGGCAACCUCAAGCGCCACCAGCUGGUGCACAGCGGCGAGAAGCCCUACCACUGCGACUACUGCGAGCGCGCCUUCUCCGACCCCACCGCCAAGAUGCGCCACCUGGAGACGCACGACACCGACAAGGGCCACAAGUGCCCGCACUGCGACAAGCGCUUCAACCAGGUGAGAGCGGAGCUCACCUCAGUCCUGGGAGCGGUGAGGGACAGGACAGGGCAGCCCCAGGUCAGAGGUCAGUCCUGGGAGCGCCGGACCCUCUUGUUUCCAGGCAACCUGAAGAGACACCUGCGCGUGCACAGCGGCGAGAAGCCUUACGUGUGCAUGCACUGCGAGCGCGCCUUCGCCGACCCCGGAGCCCUGCAGCGCCACGUCCGCAUCCACACCGGGGAGAAGCCGUGUCUGUGCAUGAUCUGUGGGAAGGGCUUCACGCAGGCGAGCUCACUCAUCGCGCACGUGCGCCAGCACACUGGGGAGAAGCCGUACGUCUGCGACCGCUGUGGCAAGAGGUUUGUCCAGUCCAGCCAGCUGGCCAACCACAUCCGCCACCACGACAACAUCCGGCCACACAAGUGCCACGUCUGCGACAAGGCCUUCGUGAACGUGGGCGACCUGUCCAAGCACGUGAUCAUCCACACAGGUGAGAAGCCCUUCCUGUGUGACAAGUGUGGGAGGGGCUUCAACCGCGUGGACAACCUGCGCUCCCACGUCAAGACCGUGCACCAGGGCAAGGCCGGCAUGAGGAAGCUGGUGCCCGGGAAUCCUGCACAGGAGCUGGACGACAGCGAGGUCAACAUCGUCACCGUGACGACUGACGAGAUUGUGACCCUGGCGACGGAGGCGCUGGCCGCAAGCGCGGUGGCACAGCUCACAGUGGUGCCUGUGGCUGCCUCGGUGUCGGCGGACGAGACGGAGGCACUGAAAGCUGAGAUAACCAAGGCGGUGGAGAAGGUGCAGGAGGCAGACCCCCACACGCAGAUCCUGUAUGCCUGCGACUCCUGCGGGGAGAAGUUCCUGGACGCCGCCUCGCUGGCGCAGCACGUGCGCAUCCACACGGCGCAGGCGCUCGUCAUGUUCCAGGCCGACUCCGACUUCUACCAGCAGUAUGGCGGCGCGGCCGCCUGGCACACGGCCGAGCAGGUGCUGCAGGGCGGGGAGCUGCUGUUCCGCGCGCGGGAGGGCGACCCCGAGCCGGAGCCGGAGCCGGACCCGGAGCAGCCCGCCGAGCCCGAGCCCGAGCCGGCGGAGAUGGAGUGCAGCAGCCAGGGGGAGUAGAGGAGUCUCUCGCGACGUCUCCCUCCAGCGCCUGCCCUGUAGCUGUAGUGAUCCUGCAAACUGUAAACUUUCACUCCUGGAACCAGGUUCGAGUGAAUCGGCUCCCCCCGUUCCUUUCUGUUCUUCAAUAAAGAUUUUAACUAAAUGCACUGAGAAA